Molecule: messenger RNA, 2436 nt
Organism: Entrophospora sp. SA101
Lineage: Eukaryota; Fungi; Glomeromycota; Glomeromycetes; Entrophosporales; Entrophosporaceae
Source: the annotation of a GenBank genome assembly
AUGUUUUCACCGACCUUCACCACAGAUUCUCGUUCAAAACAUGCUCGUUUACAAUCAAUUGAUUAUCAUAUAAGACCACAUUCAAAACGAAAGGUUGCUUACUUUCAUCAUAAAGAAGUUGGAAAUUUUCAUUUUGGUAUGCAACAUCCAAUGAAACCUCAUAGGCUAACCUUGACUAAUGACUUGGUUCUCAAUUAUCGAAUGCAUGAAAAAAUGAGUGUUUUUUGUCCAGAAAAAGCUACUGAUAAGGAUCUAGUCGAAUUUCAUGAAGCUGAUUAUAUAAAUUUUUUAAAAAAGGUGACUCCUGAUAAUUCAAAUAAAUUUAUAGAUGAGUUUCAAAAAUACAAUAUCAAUGAAGAUUGCCCAGUAUUUGAAGGAUUAUAUGAUUUUUGUAAAAUUUAUGCCGGUGCCUCCAUUGCAGCAGCAAAUCGAUUAGUAGCAGGUGGCGCUGAUAUAUGUGUAAAUUGGAGCGGUGGAUUGCAUCAUGCAAAAAGACUUGAAGCUUCAGGAUUUUGUUUUGUUAAUGAUAUAGUAUUAGCUACACAAUAUUUGUUAAGGUACUAUCCUCGUAUUUUGUAUAUUGAUAUUGAUGUUCAUCAUGGUGAUGGUGUACAAGAAGCAUUUUAUAAUACUGAUCGAGUGAUGACUGUAUCAUUUCAUAAAUAUGAUAAAGACAAUUUUUUUCCUGGGACUGGUAAUUUGAAUGAGAUUGGGCAAGGUCCAGGAAAAUUUUUCUGUCUAAAUGUUCCAUUGAAAGAUGGAAUUGAUGAUGAUAGUUAUGUUUCACUUUUUAAGGAAGUUAUACAGGAUGUAAAUGAUCGUUAUCAUCCAAGUGUAGUGGUUUUUCAAUCUGGUGCUGAUUCAUUGGGAAAAGAUAGACUUGGUGGAUUCAAUUUGAGUAUAAAAGCACAUGGAGAAUGUCUUCGAUUUAUAAAAGAAUGGAAUCUUCCAUUACUAGUACUUGGUGGCGGUGGAUAUAAAAUACAUAAUGUUGCACGUUGUUGGACUUAUGAAACUAGCAUUUUGUUAGAAACAGAACUACCAACAGAAUUACCAAAGAAUUCAAAAUAUUUUCAUUUUUUUGCUCCAGACUAUUCAUUACAUCCAAAUCUAAUCAGAAGAGUAGAUAAUUUCAACACAAAAUCCGAAUUAUCAAAAUUAACUCAACUAGUUCACGAGCAAUUAAGAUUCUUAGAUGGUGCUCCCAGUGUACAGAUGCAAGAGAUUCCUGGUGAUUCACAUGAAUAUUUGGAGGAAUCUGAAGAUGAAAUAAGAGACGCCAGAGAAGAACAUAAUAUCGAUGAAAGUAGAGCUAAAAACAAUAACUUGUCAAAGUUGUCCUUAGAACCGAGAAUUGGAACAGCUCCUAUUGAUGUUAAUGAGCAAGGAAUAGAAAUCUCUCAACCUAAUCUAGAAUCUACAGAAAAACUUGCUCGUCAAAUGCAAAAGGUAUGGGGAGAACGUCAAUUCCGUAAUUUGACAAUUGAAUCUUUAGAAGCUUCUGAGGAAGACACAAAAAAAACUAAAGUAAAAAAAGAAGAAAAAUCCAAAAAAGCUGUAUCUGAUUUAGAAUUAAUGAAAGAUACUAUUAAAACAUCUAUUGUACAAUCAUACAGUGAAAUUAAUGUUGGUAUUGAUGUAUUAAAUUUAAUACUAUCAGAAACUCGUCAGAACUUUGUUCCUACAAAUCCACUUCCAAUCCCGGCUGGUAUAAUCCAACACAAAUAUCAUAGUUAUACUCAACCAAAUACAAUUUCACAAAUUCAGAACACAAAAUUGAUGUUGGGAAUGAAGCGUAAGGUUGGGAUUUUAAUAUUGAUUUUUGUUGAAGUAAUUGGAUAUGAAUAUGUAAAAAGUUUUGAAAAAGAUGAUUCGUUAUUGCCUAACACUUGGAUGGUUUUACGUAUAGAUGGAAGAGGUUUUCACAAGUUUUCGGAUAAGCAUAAAUUUGAAAAACCAAAUGAUAAAGCAGCUUUAGAUCUUAUGAAUAAGUGUGCACAAUCAAUUAUGAAUGAAUUUCAUGAUAUAAUAUUAGCAUAUGGACAAAUAAUUGUUAGUCAAUUUUCUUCUAAUUAUGUAUAUUAUUGGAAAGAUUAUCUUCCAUCAAAAGAAUUAUUAUAUCCACCCUCAUUUGAUGGUAGAAUCGUAAUUUAUCCUAGUGAUAAUAAUUUACGAGAUUAUUUAUCUUGGAGACAGGGAACAGUUUCAUCAGAUAAAAAUGAACUAUUAUUUUCUAAAUUUAAUAUAAAUUAUAAUAAAUUACCAGAAAUGUUUCGUAAAGGUUCUUUAUUAAUUCAUCAAAAGAUUGAAGAAAAAACCAUAAAUCAAAAAGGUUUAGAAGUUACAAGGGGAAAAAAUGUUGUUCCAAUAUUACAUGUUGAUAUUAUUAAAGAUGAGUUUUGGGAAAUUCAUUUAGAACUUGGAAUUAAAAUAUAA